UCGUAAACAUUGCGAAAUGCGAAAAAAUAAUUAUUAUACGUUUCUUGUUUAUUCCUGUGGAAGUCGUGCGUAAAUUUGUGUUUUUCACGUUAUUACAGUAGUGUGACAAGUUAAUUUAAGUAAUAAAGUAGUGCAAAAUAGUUGGUUACCUAGCAAACUUUUGUUACAUUUAGAAUAAUGAAUACGGACGGUGAAAUGCAAUCGGAUGCAGAAUCGCUUCCAGAAUUUUCCGCCAGCGAGGAUGAUUGGAAACCGGAUGAGGACCAAGGUGCUUCUAGUAUUCUGGGAAAAAGGACAAAAAAGAAGCCCAAAAAAACGGUUCCUGCUAAAAAGGUUCCCCCACGAGCCACUCGUGUCUCUCGUCGGAUUGCUUCCAAACUGGGAAAAGAACUGCCAGACGAUGAUCUGGAACCGAUUCCUUCGGUUUUGCCAGCAGACAAAGUUGUCUCAGACGACGAGAACAUAAACUGUUCCUCAUCAUCGAAUUCCGAUGAUGAGGAAGCUGAUUCGAAACCAACCAAACGGAAGGUUACCCGUAAGAUGAAAAAGAAACCUACUCGUCGAACAGAAUCGAAAAAAGAUGUUGAAGAAGAGCAAACUCCAAUAAAGUUGACCACUUUCACCGUAGAGCAGUUGUAUCGAAAGUAUCGUCCUGAUUUGGUCGGAGGUCCUUCGACUUCGAAAAAAUCGAAAAAAGAAUGUCAUAAGGAAAGGGGUGAUGAUGAUGGCAGUAGCAGUAGUAGCAGUGGAGAUGAUUAUCUGGUGGAUCCUUCGGAACUGAAUUUGAAUUCCGAUUUUUUCCAUCCCGUGGAAGACAUUGAUUCCAAAAAGAAGGAACGGAUUGAGUUUGAUUGCAAUGCGGGUAUGAAGAUAGAAGAAUCAGAGGACGAGGAGGAAGACCAACCGUUGAGUUCGGUAAAGGUCGAAGAGAAAGAAACAACGGAUUUCAAUCGAAAGUUGAUUCAACAAAUAAACCAAACCAGUCAAGAUUGCAUGGCUUUAUUACGAAUGGCUGAAGCAUCAAGAAAAUUGGAAGAUGAGCGAUCGAAGUUGGAAAAAUUAUCUAAACAAAGAUCAGAAAAAGCCCAAAAGUCAGAGAACGAAGACGUAUCCAACGUCCUGUUUGACGGCGAAAAGAUUAAAUCUAAAAGCAAGAAGCAAGACGGAAGGGAUGAUUUUGUGGCCGUCAAUAGCAAAAAGAAAGAAGACGAACAAAAAUCAGUUCAAAUCACGAUCAAAUUCGAAUCUGCAGAAAAGGGCAAGAAAGUGAAGAAAAAAGUAGACCUCAUGACUGCCAUCAAAAGGUUAAUGAAUAGGGAAAAACGACAAAAUCAAAUUCAUCUGCACAAAGUUUCGAUCCUCUGCUGGAUCGGUCAUGGCACAUUCCUCAAUAGGACAAUCUUGAAUCCGAGCCUGGCUCAACUGGCCACCAAAAAGUUACUACCUUCUGCAAGCUGCCGACCGAAAGGUCUUACAAAUCUGCUCUAUUUUGAGCAAAUAACUAGAUAUUUUAAGAAAGUUAUCAAAUUGAAAAAUAAUGUAAUGUAUUUUCGAUCGGCUACAAAAAUGCCUCCCCUGUUGGCUACUCUUAAGUACCAGCUAAUUCAACGAGCAGCAUUUUCCAAACGGGACUACAUUCUCCUGUAUGUGAUCAUGCUACGUUCCCUGAACAUUCACUGCCGGCUAGUGAUGUCUCUGGUUAACCCACCAAAACAUGUUCACUCCAGCGAACUCUAUCGAAUGAACCCCAAAACCCGAGAAGAACUUGAAGCUGACCGUCGACUCCUUCUAGACUUUCGGAACGCCCGAAAAAAUAGCACAAUUUUCAAAGUAAAAGAGAAACUAGCUGCACUAGUACUCAAAAACUCCGAUCAAACCAACCGAGAAGCUGCCCGGAAGCGUCGACGGGAAGGAUUUUGUGCAACCCCUAGUAUCCCGCAGCUAGAUGGAAGUCACGAUUUUCAUCCGCCACACAAACCCUCAAAAUCAGUACCGAAUAAAAAGCUUAAACUUAUGGAACAGUCCUUCAUGGAGAUGGAACAAAAUCUCAGGGCCAAAAUAAUCGCCAGUUCCACUGAUAAGGAUAAAAGAGCGCUAAAAAAGCAAGAGGAACCAGCCUUUUCAGAAGAUCUUGACGAACAGGUUCGUCGAAGACGAGAAAAGAUCCUAGCAGCCUAUCAAGCUUCCAGGGAGGAAGAGUUGGCAAGGGCCCGGGCCAAGAAGCGGGCUCAGCUGGCAAAAGAGGCCGGCUACGAAAUCGUUGAAGAGUACGAUGCUGGAGAAGGAAGUAGCGGUUUGCAGCUUCCAGCUUCUCCGCCGAGGAAACGAGGUCGAGUUAGUGCGGAGGAGCUGGCUCGCCAAAGACGACCGGGCGUUGAUCUUUGGGUUGAGGUGUAUUGCGAGCAUGAGGAUAAGUGGGUCACGAUUGAUGUGGUGAGCGGAAAGGUGCACUGCCUCGAGGAUAUUGUGAACCACGCGUCACAUCCCAUCGCGUACGUUUUGGCCUGGAACAACAACGGAACCAUCAAAGACGUUUCACCGCGGUACAUCUCCCGGUUGGGCAGUAAGAAAAGCAAACUUCGUAUCGAAGACGAAUGGCUGGAGAAAGCUUUAAGACCGUACCGGGCCACCAGACCUUCGCGCCGUGAUCGCACCGAGGACAUGAAAUUCGACAAAUUGUUGAACAAACGACCAUUCCCGGAGCAAAUCGCUGAAUAUAAAAACCAUCCGCGGUUUGCACUUGAACGGUUUCUGUUGAAAACGGAAGCCAUCUACCCGCCGGAUGCUGUUGUGCUGGGAUACAUAAAGGAGGAACCGAUUUACCCUCGGGAUUGUGUGCACGUUUUGUUUUCGAGGGAAGGUUGGCUACGUCAGGCCAUGACGGUUAAGAUGUUCGAGAAACCGUACAAGCUGGUGAAAGCGAAGGCCAAGUAUGAUCGGUACACCGGAACGACGAUUACCGGACAACAGAUGGAGCUAUUCGGGUCCUGGCAGGUUGAGGACUAUGAACCUCCGGUUGCUAAGGACGGGCUGGUUCCUCGAAGUGCCUACGGUAAUGUGGAUUUGUUCAAACCCUGCAUGUUGCCUAAAGGAACGGUACAUCUGCAGUUGCCCGGAUUGAAUCGCAUAUGCAAACGGCUGCGGGUAGAUUGUGCCCAAGCAAUAACGGGAUUCGAGUACCGGAACAACAUGUGUCAAGCCGUGUACGAUGGUUUCGUCGUGUGUGAGGAGUUCCGGGAUCAGGUGAUCGACGAAUGGUAUCAGGAACAGGUCGAGUUGGAGCGCAAGGAAGAUGAAAAACGGAAGAAACGCGUUUAUGGCAACUGGAAGCGGCUGAUCAAUGGAUUGUUCAUUAGGAAGAAAUUGAAGGAUCGUUAUAAUUUCGAUAAUAUGUAAUUUAAAUUUUGUAUUCAUUUUUUUGAUAAAUUGUUAAAAAUCUAAGUCGCAUGAAGAGUCGAAUUAUCGUUGUGUAUUAUUGUGACAUUAACAAAUAAUGUACCUAAUGUAAGGAUUAUAUUUAUGUUCUUUGAGACUGUGAAAUCUUCAAAAGAGUGAGGUCGAACCAACUUGUGUAUGGAUUACUUUCAAUUUUGCAAUUAUUAAUUUAGUUACGUCCAAGUA
Messenger RNA from Uranotaenia lowii, 3621 nucleotides. Its product is annotated as DNA repair protein complementing XP-C cells homolog. The transcript is spliced from 3 exons. The coding region runs from base 178 to 3396 and encodes 1072 amino acids. Gene Ontology annotation, biological process: nucleotide-excision repair; mismatch repair. Gene Ontology annotation, molecular function: damaged DNA binding; single-stranded DNA binding. Gene Ontology annotation, cellular component: cytoplasm; nucleus; nucleotide-excision repair factor 2 complex. NCBI's taxonomy places the organism in Eukaryota, Metazoa, Arthropoda, Insecta, Diptera, Culicidae. The record is from RefSeq and is a predicted model, not a curated record.